Salvelinus namaycush (lake trout) is the source of this 2499-nucleotide messenger RNA. RefSeq names its product cytoskeleton-associated protein 2-like. Gene Ontology annotation, biological process: negative regulation of microtubule depolymerization. Bases 150 to 1955 code for a protein of 601 amino acids. The transcript has 7 exons. The record is from RefSeq and is a predicted model, not a curated record. Gene Ontology annotation, cellular component: microtubule cytoskeleton. Lineage: Eukaryota; Metazoa; Chordata; Actinopteri; Salmoniformes; Salmonidae.
UUAUUUUCCAUUAUACAGCGCGAAAGUUGAAUGGGUUUGUUUUGUGAGAGACGUUUUAGCUUUUGUCUCUGGCCGUCGGGUUUCCUCUUUGUCUACAAUACAUUCAAUAACAAGGGCAAUAGGGGAUCUGCCUUUUGUGCCCGAAGAAAAUGGCCACAGUUACAAGAAAGAACACCAAUUUUAAAAAGGGCAACAAAGAGAAUGCCAAACCAACAAGUGGAUCCACUAAGUGUUUAAUUACUAGAGUUGCUCCUACUAAAACAGUGGCUGCUCAAUUUGCCCCUCUGCUUUCCAAGAGCAAUAAAAAGGAAGACUUGGGAAAGGGAGAGGAUGCUCUAAAGAAGGUCAAGACGGAGCAGAAAGAUGUGAUGGCAACAACCACUGGCAAUACGAAGAGACGCAACACCUUCAGCCAAGCCUUCCUCACCAAACAGGCUGUCAGACAGAGAAAGCUGGUUGCAGAUGCCCCAAAGCCUCCAGCUACCGUCCCAGUCAAACCUGUCCCUGGCGCAUACAAGGGCAAGGUUGUCCAAUCCAAAAUAAGCUCCUUCAGGAAGCCUAGUGGCCUGGAAGGAGGGCUAGAAAGCAAAGCAGCUGCGAAGACCGCUGUGUCCAAAGCUAAGGGCCAAAAGCCUGGAUAUUUGACAAAGUCCAAAUCUGUUGCUGAUUUGCCUGGGCGUGACAUGUUUAAGCCCCCCCAAUCGUGUCAACCCUCAAGAUCCAAGUCUGUGUCCAAUGGGCCUCCUCCAGUCUCCAAGUGUCCAGUCCCAGCUAUACGCCGUCCCACGGGCGUUCUCUCUGCAGUCCCUCCUUUCAGAACUGCUCCAUUUACCACAGCUCGCCCAAGCUCCACUAGGUCUGCCAUGACAUCUAAGGGGAAAGAGCUACCGCAGGGCACCAAGCCUAAGAUGACAGUGGCAACUGACAAGAAGGUUCACAAGAUUCCAGUUGCCAGCACCCGAAGCCAGUACAGGGCUAUCACAGAGACGGCUGAAGAGAGAAGGACAAAGCUGGCAGAGUGGCUGGCAUCCAAGGGAAAGACUCUGAAAAGGCCUCCCAUAUCAGCAGUGGCACCCCCAAAGUCUAAACCAUUUGUGCAGCCAGAGCCUGAAGUGCACCCAGAAUCCACAGCUGUCUCUCAACUAAAGACCAAUGUUGCGCCUCAGCCCGUUGACCAGGAGCCACAACAACCUGUUGAUGAGCCUGAACCGACUGUUCGGCUUAAAAACGACCAGGUGGUCAUUGAACAGGAGGCAGCCUGUGCCUCAACUCCACUGACAAUGAACACGACAUUGGACCUGCUUGACAACUCUGAUACAGAUUUUCUUCCUGUUGAUCCAGAGGUCAGAAUGAAUGAUAUUGUGGUCAACCUUCGUGAUGCAUUGGAGAAGCCCUCAGCAUGUGUGGAUGAAGACCCGAAUGAGAAAAGGGAUGAAUCUGAAGAGAAAAUGGUGGAGAGACAUACAAAUAAGGAAUUUGAAGAAAGGAAUGAGUCUCCUGUGAAUAAGGAUGUUGAAGUGAAAUGUGACGUAGGAGAGGGAGCUUCAGAGCAGAAAGUAAGGAAGGGUUAUAUUGAUGAAGUUCAUGACGACGGUGACUGUUUGAUGGAGACGACACCAGAGGCAGACGGCACAUCAGUGGUGAAAUACAGUGUGAAGACAACUCCAUACCUGCAAAGUGUUAAGAGAAAAAUCGACUGUGAGGCAUGUGCAAGUGGUUCCAGGCGAAAGAGCACCAUCAAGGAUCUGAAGUUCCUGACACCAGUCCGUCGUUCCUGUCGCAUCCAGCGAACAGCAUCCCGCCUGCCUGGGAUGCUGACAGACCAUGACACCUGUGUGUCCUCGCUGGCUGAGCUGGUGAAGCUGGACGACGAUGCCAACGCCUACAUCUACAGGAGGAACCCUGCCCUUCUGGAGGACCUGCCUGACCAUCCCAAAGACCUGGAGAGGUUCUGAGUCUUUGGAUGAUUGUGAAGAGGCCUGAAAAGGAAGAUAAAAAAUGUGUAGUUGAUCGGCACUUUACAGAAGGGGUAUUAAAAUAAUGAAAAUGGAUGAUUUGCUAUUUUACAUAAUGUUAAUCCAAAUUGUGAUAAUAUGGACUGUGUGGCAGACUAAUAUUACUGAUCCACUAAGACUGGGUGCCUCAAUUAGGCAUGCCUUUUUGUUCUUCUGUUUCUUAUUUCUUUGUGUUGUCACUUCUCAUAAGGAAGACUGGUUUGCUAUACCUUGAUCUGCUAUACCUAUUUUAUUUGUUAUUGUAUAUAUUAUCUGUUUUUAUGAAUGUAUUGUUUGUUCUUUUAAUGGCAGAGUUGAUACGUUAAUAUCUACCACACAGUUUUACCAUAUAUUUAAUAAUGUACAACACAGCUUUUAUCGGCAAAUCUGUGUUGCACAUCAAGGAAAAGUGACAACCUAUUUUUUUAGCAAAAUAGGUGUUUGGUAGAAUUAUUGCCGUUGCAAUUUUAAAUGGGAAAUUCCAAUAAAUUGACAACUCACUGGC